Papilio machaon (common yellow swallowtail) is the source of this 1616-nucleotide messenger RNA. RefSeq lists its product as uncharacterized. The transcript is spliced from 6 exons. NCBI's taxonomy places the organism in Eukaryota, Metazoa, Arthropoda, Insecta, Lepidoptera, Papilionidae. The coding region runs from base 21 to 1289 and encodes 422 amino acids. The record is from RefSeq and is a predicted model, not a curated record. Gene Ontology annotation, molecular function: oxidoreductase activity.
UAUUCAUUUCAUCAAUCAUCAUGGAUUUGACAGUUGAUGAAUUCAUGGAGGGUCUUUUAAGCAAAGAGUCGUAUGAGAAACCAUCGGACACGGUGAGCCAUGAGAAAUUGGAAAUGAAACUACCCGAAUGGUUCGAUGAAAAACUCUUUAAAAAGGGUCAACGUUUCUAUUGGAAAUUUUGCUUCGGCUUCUCGUACUCGAAUUUCCUAGGUCUAGUUGCGCUGUUUGCUAUCCCCUCCAUUCUGCAAGUACUGGCAGGCUCCAGGAGGUCGUCUACCACAUACACUGCUUAUAAAAGAUAUGUCGCCACCUUCUUACAUUUCCAGUCCUGGUUGAAAUGUGAACUGAAACCGGGGAGUGUAUCGUGGAAAUCACUUACCUCCGUUCGCAGAGCACAUAUUAUUAAUGGCCGCGCAGCGCGUUUGAAGAAGAAAGGAACAGUCUCACAACGAGAUGUCGCUCUCACUCUCUUCGGUCUUAUCGGACUUGGAAUCUUGAAGCCAGAUCGCUUCGGUGUGAGACAGGUGGAGGAAGAUGACUGGGAGGCGUAUAACCACUUUUGGGCAGUUAUUGGUUACAUGCUUGGCUUAGAAGAUAGAUAUAACGUCUGUCGGAGAAACAUAGACGAAACACGUGAGGUGUUCCAAUUAAUUUUGGAUCGAGUGCACACUCCGUGCUUAGUGAACGUUCCAGAAUACUUCGAACACAUGGCUCGCGUGAUGAUGGACGGAUUGCGGCCGUUGAUGGGCGCGACGGAGUCUGACAAUGUCAUGUACAUCACCAAGAACAUGUUCAAUGUCCCCGGGUACAUUAUUACAGAAAGCGAUAGGAUUAACCUGCAGCGGAGAUUGAAAGAACAACUAGGUGGAAAACAUAAAGAUACAGGUGUAGAUGUGUCAUCAUUGAUAGAAAAAACAAGCAUAGAAGGCCUGCCGGAUACCACACCUACUCUACUCUACCUUAAAGACUACGACAGUUUAGAAACAGCGCCCGAAUACAAGAAACUUUCUUCCAGUUCGAAAUCCAAAUUAGGAACACUAAAUAUUAUAAUGUCUGUCUACACCACAACCAUUGGACGAGUAUUAUUGAACUGGUUGUUCAGAUACUCUAUGUUUAUGGCGGAGUAUUUCCCGUAUGGUGCCUUCUUUUUGUACGGCGUCAAGAAAUCGUAUGUCGAUAUUUUUAAAGACCCAGAAAUGGAUACAACUCCUCCGAAGCCUAACUCUGAGUACUACAAAAAGAAACCAACGCCGUGGUAUAAUUCAUUCUUUAGUUUUUGGUCAAGUUAGAUGGUUUAAGAUAUAAGAAGAUAAGAAGAAAUAAGAAUAUUCUAACAAUCAAUUGACAAUCUUUUGUGAGAUAAUUUUUAUUAGUUUUAAUUUAAGUAAUAAAUAAAUGUUUUAAUAUUCGUAAUUUCUUGUCUCAUCCUAAGGUAUUCCAAAAUAAUAGACACAAAUCAAUUACUAAAACAGGUUGGCUUCAUUAAUAAUAUCUAUAAACCGGCAAGGCUAUCUGAACCGGUGGGCAUAAGUCAAACAACAUAAUGACAGCACACUAGCGUCUAAAUGUCAACGUCAAAAAUGUCACAAGAUCCUCUUUGUACUAUAAUAACUUCA